Molecule: messenger RNA, 1618 nt
Organism: Cuscuta europaea
Lineage: Eukaryota; Viridiplantae; Streptophyta; Magnoliopsida; Solanales; Convolvulaceae
Source: the annotation of a GenBank genome assembly
AUAAUUCACCUAGAACUCUCCAUUCAUGGCUCCAGAAAUCAAUGUCCUUCCGGCAGGAGGCGGUGGCGCCACAGUGGCGGUUGUCAUGGUCCCAUUUCCCGCUCAAGGCCAUCUCAACCAACUCCUUCAACUAUCACGCCUUAUUUCAUCUCACCACAUUCCCGUCCACUUCGUAGGAACCGCCACCCACAACCGCCAGGCUCGGUUGCGAGUCCACGGCUGGAACCCCCUCUCCACCGACAACAUCCACUUCCACGAAUUCCCGGAUGAUGGAACCGUCGAAUAUCCCACUCCGACAAAACCCACCUCUUCGGCGCGGGGAAUCCCAACAUUCCCCGCGCACUUCCUCGAAUCCUUUACUCGAGUAUCCUUCCUUCGCAUUCCGGUGAGAAAACUCCUCCGCACACUCGCUGUGAAAAACACCCGAGUGAUCGUGAUCCACGACUCGCUAAUGGGAUCGGUGGUCCAAGACGCGGCGUCGAUACCGAAUGCCGAAUCUUACAUAUUCCACAGCGUCUCCGCUUUUGCAAUUUUCCAUUUCAUUUGGCAGAAGACAGGGAAGCCUUUCGCCGUCGAUGAUAACAUCAUCAGAGAUCUUCCUCCGAUCGAGGGAUGUUUCAGCCCCGAGUUCGAAGCCUUCAUCAGCGCUCAGUACGAGUUCUUGAAGUUCAACUCGGGGCGGAUUUACAACACGUGCCGGGUUCUAGAAAGUCCGUUUCUUGAUCUUCUUUCCUGGGAAGAGAUUCCGGGAAAGCACUGGGCACUCGGCCCGUUUAACCCUGUCCACGUCACCACUGCAGAAGGGCCCCGCAAAUGCCUGACGUGGCUAGACCACCAGCCGCAAAACUCGGUCAUUUUCGUUUCGUUCGGGACGACGACCUCUUUCUCGGACGACCAAAUCCAAGAAAUCGCGGCGGGUUUGGAGCAGAGCGGGCAGAAGUUCAUCUGGGUGUUGAGAGAUUCUGAUAAAGCUGACAUUUUUACGAAAGAAAAUGCCAAAAUUGAGCUACCCAAAGGGUAUGAAGAGAGGGUGAGGGAGAUGGGAUUGGUGAUUCGGGACUGGGCCCCACAGCUAGAAGUCUUGGCCCACCCUUCCACCGGAGGGUUCCUGAGCCACUGCGGGUGGAACUCGUGCAUGGAGAGCAUAUCAAUGGGAGUUCCGAUGGCGGCGUGGCCGAUGCACUCCGACCAGCCGAGGAACACAAUCUUGAUUACGAGGUUUCUGAAGAUUGGGAUUGUGGUUAAGGAUUGGGAUCGCCGCGACCAGAUUGUGUUGUCGUCGACUGUGGGAGAGGCGGUGAAGAAGCUGAUGGCGUCGGAGGAAGGAAGGAGGAUGAGAGUGAGGGCGGCGGAGUACGGUUGCGCGUUGAAGAAGGCAGCGGGGGAAGGCGGCAUAAGUCGUAUGGAGUUGGACGAAUUUGUUGAUCACGUCACUAGAAUUUGAUAUGUCGGUCGCCUUGUGGUUCACUGAAACCAAUUUAGGGAAAAAAUGAAUAAAUGACACUCCCUCCUUCCAUGUCUAUAAAAUUUGCUAAAAUGCCUUUUUGUGAAUUAUAACAACUUUAAUCAUUACUCGUAAUAUUUUUUAGUGAAUUACCUAUUUAGGAAUGAAAGGAAG